GUGCUCGUCACCGGCGCCGCGGGCUUCAUCGGCUCGAGCCUCAUGGCGUCGCUCGGCGCGCGCACGGCGAACCGGCCCCACACGGUCGUCGGCCUCGACUCCUUCAACGACUACUACGCCGUGUCCAUGAAGCGCGCGCGCGCGGAGCGCCUGAAGCGCGACUUCGGCUACGACGUCGUCGCCAUGGACGUCUGCAACGCGUCCAUGGUCGAGGCGCUGUUCGCGAAGCACGCCUUCACGCACGUCGUCCACCUCGCGGCCCAGGCCGGCGUGCGCUACUCCAUCACGCACCCCAUGACCUACGUGCACAACAACCUCGAGUGCGUCGUCUCGCUCCUCGACUUCGUCGCGCGCCGCGAGGUCCAGCCCCACUACGUCUACGCGAGCUCGAGCUCCGUCUACGGCCUCAACAAGAAGAUCCCCUUCUCGGAGCUCGACCCCAUCACGCACCCGGCGAACCUCUACGGCACGUCAAAGUUCGCGGACGAGCAGAUCGCCGGCGCGUACCACAACAUCCACGGCCUCAAGUCCGUGGGCCUGCGCUUCUUCACGGUCUACGGGCCCUGGGGGCGGCCGGACAUGUCCGUGUAUUUGUUCACGAACAAGAUCGAGAACGGCGAGACGAUCACCGUCUUCAACCACGGCGACAUGUGGCGCGACUUCACGUUCAUCGACGACAUCGUCCAGGGCAUCGAGCGGUCCAUGGAGUACUGCGCCGACAACGCCGCCGUCUUCAACCUCGGCAACUCCAAGCCCGUCAAGCUCGACUACUUCCUCAAGACGCUCGAGGGCGAGCUCGGCGGGCCCAAGACGAAGAUCCACUACGAGAAGUCGAACGCGGAGAUCAAGGAGACCUACGCCGACGUGUCCAAGGCCCACGAACUGCUCGGCUACGAGCCGAAGACGUCCAUCGAGGCCGGCGUCAAGUCCUUCAUGGCCUGGUAC
Molecule: messenger RNA, 945 nt
Organism: Aureococcus anophagefferens
Lineage: Eukaryota; Pelagophyceae; Pelagomonadales; Pelagomonadaceae
Exons: 1
Source: RefSeq, a predicted model, not a curated record